Molecule: messenger RNA, 1353 nt
Organism: Rhizophagus irregularis DAOM 181602=DAOM 197198
Lineage: Eukaryota; Fungi; Glomeromycota; Glomeromycetes; Glomerales; Glomeraceae
Biological process (GO): zinc ion transmembrane transport
Cellular component (GO): membrane
Molecular function (GO): zinc ion transmembrane transporter activity
Source: RefSeq, a predicted model, not a curated record
UUUUCUUUUUUUUUUUUUCUUUUUAUUAAAUUUUAUUUAUUUUGGAUUUAAAAAUGUCUUUCAUUAAAAUAUUGAAUUUAGUUUUUUAUAUCUUGACGUUUUUUGUAAUAACUCUUAUUCAUGCCCAUGGCGGUGUGGACGAUGAACACGAAGACGCAGGUCCUCCUGCUAAAGCCCCAUCCGUUUUUGCAAAUGAAAAACAAAGUACUUUGGCCGAAGGAAAUGUAGGUCUUGCUUUUGGUCUAACGGCAAUGGCGGCUAUCGCAUCUGCUCUUGGGUCUCUUACACCUUUUCUCGACUACUUGUUUCCCUACAUUCCAUUUCUCGCUCACAUUAAAAUCACCGAAUCCAAAGGUUUUCUUGCAGGAUCACUUGCAUUUGCUUCCGGAAUUUUAUUAUCACUUACAUUGGGAGAUCUUUUCCCCGAGGCCGCUUCUUCAUUCAAUGCUUCACGGCUCUUUGAUAAAAAAUACUCAACCUUAGUAGCUACAUCGAUUUUCAUAUUUACAUCAUUAUUUAUUAUGACUGUAAAACAUUUUGUUAAAAAAUACAAAAAACGAAAUGUGAGUGAAGAAAACUUUGUUUCUGAGAAAAUUGGAAUCGAAGAAGUUAAGGUUGAUAAUAUUGAUGCUGCUGAAAGUCAUGAAUCACCAUCAUCAGAAGAAACAAAAACUAAUGAAAAUGGUUCAGCUGCGAAUCACGCGGGACUCGUGGACGCAGCACAAGCUAAAAGAUUUAAAUCUUUGGGCAUUCAAAUUGCUACUGCACUAGCACUUCACAAUUUUCCUGAGGGAUUGGCGUCAUUCACCACAACACUUGGAAAUCAACGUAUCGGAAUUAUUUUCGCGAUCGCACUUUCUUUACAUAAAAUUCCCGAAGGACUUAUCAUUUCCCUACCAAUACUUUAUUCAACCGGAUCACGUUGGAAAGCUUUUUUUAUUGCGUCAACCGUAGGAAUUAUCUCUCAAAUGUUAGGGGCCAUUUUGGGAUACGUUCUUUUCGUUACAAUAUGGAAUGAAGCUGUAUCAGGUGUUAUUUUUUCAGUAGUUACAGCUGGUUUAUUAUAUGCAAUUUUACAUGGUAUGUUGCCAAUGGCACAUCACUAUGAUCCUAAAGACAAAUAUGUAACUUAUUACAUAUUCUCUGGGUUAAUCUUCUUUGCAAUUGUCACUUCAUUAUUUAAUCUUGCUGGUCCCGAAUAAUUUAUCUUCGAUAUUUACUAAAUGUAAAUUAGUAUGAUAACGUGAGAAAUCAAGUAAUUACCUCCCUACUAUAACAUAGAAUAAUUGAAAAAUUAUUUUUGUAUCAUAUGAUUAUUUUCCAAUUUGUUCAUAAUAUAACAUUAUUAUUCAU